Cariama cristata (Red-legged seriema) is the source of this 342-nucleotide messenger RNA. It is a transcript of the gene RPLP2, whose product is annotated as ribosomal protein, large, P2. Gene Ontology annotation, molecular function: structural constituent of ribosome. The record is from RefSeq and is a predicted model, not a curated record. The transcript is spliced from 5 exons. Gene Ontology annotation, biological process: cytoplasmic translational elongation. Gene Ontology annotation, cellular component: cytosolic large ribosomal subunit; ribosome. Lineage: Eukaryota; Metazoa; Chordata; Aves; Cariamiformes; Cariamidae. The coding region runs from base 1 to 342 and encodes 113 amino acids.
AUGCGUUACGUCGCAGCUUACCUUCUAGCAGUCCUCGGUGGCAACGAGUCUCCCACGUCAAAGGACUUGAAAAAGAUCCUCGACAGUGUUGGCAUUGAGACAGACGAUGAACGCAUGAACAAGGUUAUUAGUGAGCUGAAUGGAAAAAACAUCGAGGAUGUCAUUGCUCAGGGUAAUGGAAAACUUGCCAGCAUGCCGGCUGGGGGAGCAGUGGCAGUCGCUGCUGGAGGAGCUCCCCCUGCCGCAGCUGCCGCCCCUGCUGCCGCUGAGGAGAAGAAAGAAGAGAAGAAGGAGGAGUCUGAAGAAUCUGAUGAUGACAUGGGAUUCGGCCUAUUUGAUUAA